AUGGAUCAAAUUGCGAGAGAUGUGCGACAACACAGAUCCGUCGACGAUAUGGAUGACAGAAUGUCGCUGAUCUCAUGCACGGAAACGCUGACCACACAAAUCUUCACCGACAGUCCGAACUACGACAAGUACCGAGACGGAGAUAUUGACUCUUGGACCGACUUGCUCUGGCCACAGCCAAAGUUGAUCUCGAUCAAGCAUCAUUCCACUCGCAACUUCGAGUUUCCUAAAGAUGGAAAGCUGAAAGUGUACUUCGAUGACUGUUCUAGUGCAAAUCCGCGACAAGUGAUGCAAAUCAUCGAACUCAGCAAGCCCCUUCUGACGUGCGUCGGAGUUGAUAUUGAAUAUAGAGGUGGCUUACUUUUUCUUCUAGUACUAAUCACAAAUCCAGAAACUAUUACAGGACACCGACUGGCCGAUCACGAAACCUCUGCACUGGAAGGAAAAGUAACGUGCGGAGUGUUCGAAGACGGCCGUCCUUCUGGAUCCUACACUCUCACUAUCGACGCCGUUCGAGGAGUCGAAGUUGUCGGAUCUGAUUACGCUGGAAUUAGGCAUGCGUUCGCUACUUUUGUGCAAAUUGUCAGACUUCAUAAAUACGCUCAACAAAAAAUGGCGGGACACAGUGGGCAACAGCUGCCAAACGGCGUGCCCAACGUUCCAAGCACUCCGAAUGGAAAUGCGAGUGGAGAUCACAGUUUCCUGAAUGGAAGUGGUGUUUCCAAGCAAUUACCGGAUAUCGGUCCAGACGGAACAAUCAAGGAACUCACCAUCAGAGAUCAGCCCGAUCGCUCAUUCAGAGCCGUUUAUCAAGACUUCUCUGGAUGCAGAAUCUUAAACCCGGAUACGGUAUGUUCAGGAAUUGAUCGAGUUUUUAUUAUCAAUCUAUUUUCAGGUUUUGAAACUGGCGACGCGUCUCUCUUCCUGCAAGGCCAACUACUUGUUCAUAAACUUUGAAGUGAGAACGACUGAUCGGUAUCAGCUGCCGUAUACGAAUCGCGAACUGUUCCACAUGAUGCAAGUUUGUCAAGAACUUUUCAUUACGGUAAUUUAGAAAUCAUGCCUGAAACUGAAGUUUUCUUUUAAGUUCGUGCCAUCAAUUGACACGCAAUCAAACUAUUUGGAAGGUGACCAAGCAAGAGUGAUUAUCGAUCAGUUCCUCGACGAUUUCCCGCUUUGCAAAGUAGUUCACUUCGGACCGAACCUUGCUAGUCUUCUCAUUUCGGAUCGGAAACGUAACUUCGUUCUCACAACUACUAUUCGACCAUCCUAUUAUUCCAGUGCUGACCUCUAUCCAGCGACGUGUCCCUCGCAUCUUCCUCUCGACCCAUGUUGAUGAGAAAAACAGCUCUCUCCUCUCGACGCUUCCGCCGUUCAUAACUCUGUGCGUCGAGGGAACAUGGCCGUUCGAUGUUGAAAAGUUCGUGUCUCCUCGCGUCUCGAUCGUCAUAAAAUUCUCAACUGGCGAUGAUGGAUAUCUGUGCGCUGCCCCGGAAUCGGUUGCCAAAAAGGCGUUGCUGGCUGCCAAGCUCAGUGACCGACAGACGGUUCUCGGUUCGAUGGUCUGCGAUCUUUCAACGGGAUGCGAAGCGAUGCCACCUUCGCUUUCUUACAUGUCAAUGCUCGCCUCUGUCGGCGUUGCUUACAAUAGCGCGACUGAUAUGAAGAAGUACGCCUUCCUUCUGCCAGUGGUGGCUGCUCAUCACAUGCUUCUCGACGGGUGAGAAAAGGUGCUCAAACUAUUAUCAUUUAUCUGUUUUAGUGACAUGGUCAGUCUGUUUGAGCAAGUACAAACACUCGGAAAAGUGGAGCAUCAGCUGACAAAGUACGCGUAUGGAUACUGGAAACCGAAUAGCAGCAGUUCUCCGAAUGCAAAUGCCGACAUUUCAUCGGCAUCAGAAACGACACUCUUCGGAAUAUCCGCGAACAAGAAAAUGCCGAUCUCAGUGUUCGUCGAGAUGAUUCUGAAUCCGGAGAAUAUGAAUAUGGAGAGACUUACUCCGGUCGUAUUCAAGAAAGCACGAAUUGAACUAAAACGGACUUCUUCUGCUCUCGACGCUGCCAGCAAGCUCCUCCCUUACAAUUACGAUCUUGCGCUGGUUCUUGAAGAGAUUCGGUUGGUCACCGAGUUGAUGGUACUUGUGAGCAGAUUGGGGCAGUACAUGUGUGUCUACGGGACACAUCCGAUUGAUAGAAAGAAAAGCUUCGAAGAAGGACUGCCGUACUCACCGGGGCGGGUCGGAGUCAUUAACCUGCCUGCGCCGAUUCGAACUGACUUGGCCAACACGUGAGCUCCCUCAACGAGUGCAGUUUACACUACUUCUUUUCAGAAUGCUUCGUGUUCGUGGACAGUUCCAGCACGUCUGGCUCUCCCGAUCAAUCCCAAGCACUCUCCAAAAUGCACUCAAAAUGUUCGAUAACUUGUUCAGAGCUUUAUUGCCUCACGAUUUACAAGAGAUGGGUAAACAACUACUGUGA
Molecule: messenger RNA, 2478 nt
Organism: Caenorhabditis sp. 36 PRJEB53466
Lineage: Eukaryota; Metazoa; Nematoda; Chromadorea; Rhabditida; Rhabditidae
Source: the annotation of a GenBank genome assembly